Messenger RNA from Kluyveromyces marxianus DMKU3-1042, 2874 nucleotides. RefSeq names its product Zds2p (gene ZDS2). Gene Ontology annotation, biological process: establishment of cell polarity; positive regulation of G2/M transition of mitotic cell cycle. NCBI's taxonomy places the organism in Eukaryota, Fungi, Ascomycota, Saccharomycetes, Saccharomycetales, Saccharomycetaceae. The record is from RefSeq and is a predicted model, not a curated record. The transcript has a single exon. Gene Ontology annotation, cellular component: cytoplasm; cell septum. The coding region runs from base 1 to 2874 and encodes 957 amino acids.
AUGACUAUGUCCAAGAGGGAUAAGAGGAAAUCAGAGGUGCUAAUUGCAGCACAAUCUUUGGAUCAGGAAGUUCAACAUGUUAAAAAUUUGAAACGGUUGUCUAUAGGAUCCAUGGAUCUUCUUAUGGAUCCUGAAAUGGAAUACCGUGUUUCAACGAGGCAGAGCUCACCGACAAGUGUUAAUAGUCAGGAAAUAAAAAGACGUUCUACAUCAGGGACAUCAACAGACAGUGACAUAUCACCGGUAUCGCAAGAUUCUAUUCUCGAAACGCCGGUAACCCAAGAAGGCACUCCUGAUGAAACAUUUACAUCCGGCGAAGAUACCACUAUCGGAGGUACGGCGGAUGAAGAGGAUGAUACUUAUUCUUUUACCGAUGACAGUAUGGACGUGACGAAUGCGGAAUAUUUGGAUCAGGAUGCUCAGGCAAAUCUAACAAAUAGUACAUAUCAACAAGAACCACUUCCGAAACGAAGAGUAUUGAGCGGGUCUGUUGCUGGACAGUUAAGAUCACGGUCAACAUCGGGAUCCAGUGAUGGAAAAGAAGAGUUAAAGCAUAGUGAAUCUCUAAGUCAAAAUCUACUAUGGGUUAGAGCAGAUCAACAUCCUAAUGUGAAACCGGAAAACUACUUAGAAUUAGUACAAAACACGUUAGAAAACCUGAAUCUUGACGACCAUACUGCGGCAAAUGAUGUACAAGCACACUCCUUAUCCGAUCUUAAGAUUUUACGUAGAAGAUCUUUGCAAUCACAAAAUUCAUUGGCAAGAAGGCCAUCAAGGUUACGGAAGUCAUAUACUGAAAUCUCGGAAGAUGUAGAUGGCACACAGCAGACAGAGGAUAACGCGAAGCAACUGCUUCUCCCUGUUUCUGUACCAUCACUAAAAGAGACUAGACGUACGAUGUCCCUCAAGGAUAUCACCGAAGAAUUAACAAAGCUCUCUAACCAGGCUGGCUUAACAGAUACGGACGCUGUUACUCUCGCGAGAACCCUAAGAGUAGCUGAUAACAUACCCGACGAAGAAAAUGAACAGAACAAAAAUCAUGGCCCUCAACAGGAAGAAGAUGAUAGCGAAUAUGCAUCAACGAUGCUAAUAAAGAAUAGAUUCACAUUACCUGCUAGACACUCUUUGAGAAGAAGUAAAUUCAAUACUUACAGAAUUCAAUCGUUUGAUUCAAAUGAAGAAAUUGAAAACGGUGCCUUGGGAAUGAACCACAGGUCCCCGUCCGGCACCAAUUCUCCAAAUUCUAUCAUAGGAAUGUAUAAUGAUGAACCCUACUACGAGAAAAAACCUAUAGUCCAAGAAUUUUUCUCUACUCUUCCUGCAAACGAUGAUCUUGAAAGUGACACAUCUACCGAGGAAGCAGACUCAAGUACUGAUUUUAGCAAUGAAUUGUCUGCAGAGUUAGAGACUGCUAACACUUCACAGAGGGUGAUGAGUGACAGAAGUGAUAAUACAACUAAAUGGAAGUGGUCACAAAAUACUACAACAGCCGUUGACUUCCAACAAGCUCAAAGCGUACCAAAAGAUAAUCUUUCCCCUUAUAAAAUUAACCAUUCAAGAAAUCGUCAUAACGUGCCCUCUUCGAGCACAGGACUUAAUACCAGCGAGACAAGCAUUCAUAGUGGGAACAGUACUCUAAGCAGCAGUAGUUCUACAUUAAGCUUGGGAACAUCUAAAGUUUCAGUACCAGAGGUUGAAGCUAAAAAUGUGCCGCUAUCGCAUGUUGGACCUCAAAAACAGCAUUUAGAUAAACCUCUUCCAGCAAUCGAGGACAAAAAGGGUAAAAAGAGCGGUCAAAGUCAAAAUAAGUUUAUUAAAUUCUUCAAGAAAAGAACGUCUUCUUCAGAGAGUAAAAUGUUAAAGGAACUGAACUCAAACUUGAACCAUGAUACCCAAGUACGAGAAUUAAAACAAAAACAAUCGGGAAAUGGACUAUCCACUAAAUUCAAAAUCAGUCCGAAGAAGUCUAGUAAAACUGAGCUUUCUAAAUUUGAACAGAUAAAGCAUAGAGGGAAGGUAAUCAUCGAAUUUGAUCGAGACAAGAAGGAAUCUAAAAGAAAAGCGUCGUUACAGCCAGCAGUUACGGUUACAAAAGCUAAUGACGAGGUUAAACUCCAAAAAGAACCUCGUGGCCAAUUGGGUACGAUAAUAUACGAAGACAAUGUCAACAAUAUGGGUGAUGGUAAUGUGCAUGGAAACGCAGCAUCCAAGACCAAAUCUCACGACAAUUAUGACGACGAAGUGGAAGUAUCUGAGUUUUCAGUCCAAGAAGACUCCUUCACUAGUUUGAACUCUGGUCAGAGCAAUAUCAGCUUGAGCAAAGAACCUAUGCUCACUUCCAUGGAGCAGAACUCACCAAACUCUAACGAGUCGAUACACUCUUCUCCGACAUCACCCGCAUCCGCAUCCGCGUCCCCACCUGUCCCGUUACAAACAAAUGCCCAGACUCAGGAGGAACUAAGGCUUGAACAGGAACAGCUCCCCACACUACCUGACAAUAACUAUCCUCUACCACCUCGUAAACUCACUUUCGAUGAUGUGGUGAAACCUGACAGGCCAAAUGCGCCAAUGAAGUUCACCGAUUCCGCAUUCGGGUUCCCUCUCCCACCAUUAACGAUAUCAACCGUCAUCAUGUUCGAUCACAGGCUACCAAUACACGUUGAGCGUGCCAUAUACAGACUUUCACACCUAAAACUAAGCGAUCCAAAAAGGGUUCUACGACAACAAGUGCUACUCUCCAACUUCAUGUAUGCAUAUUUGAACUUGGUGAACCACUCUCUAUACCUCCAACAACUCGAAGAAGAAAGAAUGGGAGGCCAAGGAUCUUCCCAAUUGGGAUCCGGAAAUCCAUUGAUCGACAUACCGGACAUCUAA